Messenger RNA from Caenorhabditis angaria, 3266 nucleotides. The record is from the annotation of a GenBank genome assembly. NCBI's taxonomy places the organism in Eukaryota, Metazoa, Nematoda, Chromadorea, Rhabditida, Rhabditidae.
AUGAUACACUUGAAUAGGCUUUGUUUUCUGAUAUUACUCAUCCUGAAUUGUGUCGUCGCCGAGUACGCCAGAAUUCGAGUACAUCCAGGUAUGUUGUUUUAGAAAUUUUGAUGAAAACAAUCCCGUCCGGAAUAAGAAUAAAUAAGUUCGAAAAAUGUAUAAAAACAUUCGGAAUGGUUUUUUUUCUAUUGAAAACAAACUCUGGAUGAUAUCAAUUCUUUAAAAAAUUUGAUUUGAAAAAAAAACAAUGUUCUGAACAAGAUAAUUCUUACAGAACUGUAGCCACAUCUUGGAACAAGAUAUCACAUAACUCCCCAACUAAAUUUAAAAGUUCUGCAUUUUCAAAAAAACAUUUUUUAUAUCUAGAAAAACUACUGUGAAUUUUUUGAAAACCCGAAAAUGUCAAAGAAACUACUAGUGAAAAUUUUAUUGUAAAAUAUUUGAUUUCAUUCUUUGAAUUUGGAGGUUGUCAUGAACAAAGUUAUCAUUGUCAGGAAAAUCUUUUAAAAAAAUCUUCAUACACUGUUCUGAUUAAUAUCGAACUCAAUAUUCAGCUCUGAAGUUCUAAAAUUUACAUUGAAUUUGUAUUAAACAUUAAGGAUCAACUAUGUAUCUCAUUGUUUCAGGUUUCACCCAAAUCCACGAUGUCAGUUCCGAAUUUGAAACCAUCAGUUCUUACAAUGUCAAUGAAAAAUAUACUUUCGAAGUGUAUUUGACCGAAACAAUGCAACGCGAUUAUGAAAUUGAGGAAUGCACAAUGAAUGACAAUAUAUUCAUCGGUGCACACGGGUUAGUUAUAUUACUUUUUUAUUGUGGAAAAUUGAAUUUCAAAAAAAAAACAAAAUUAAUAAAAUUCUACAGAUGUGUACAAUGCGGCAAUUGUGUUGAACAAUCGAUUGAAACUGAAGCAUACAAUAAACCUGGUGCUAUCAAAAGAACUCUAGUUCAUUUCAUUGCCAGAUCAUCGGUAAGAAUCGGGAAAGGGGCAGAAAUUCUGGAUAUACCAGCAUUUUCAAAAUGUUCUGAAUUAGCUACUUUGCUUAACGGACCCAAUAUCAAAAUUGAUUUGUCUUAAUUUUUCAAUUCAAGCAAAGUUAUACAAAAUUCAUGACCCAUUUGUCAACCUGUACGGCUUUGGGUUUAUUUUCAGACAAAAAUGUCACUUUUAUGCUGAAAACUCAAGAUUCAAGUUUUCGUAAAUUUUUCGAAGUUUUUUUUUCACAUUCAGAAAAAAUUCUAUGACAAGAAAAAAUUGAAUUGACCCAUCCUUUCCCAAUCACACAAAGCAAACAAAAAUGCAUCAUGGUUUUCCAGCCAAUUAACCAUCAAUCUAUCUAUUUUUAUUAUAUUUUCUUUUUCCAGCAAAUUGUGUUCAAGUGCAAAAUUCGCGAAAUCGACUGUUCGGGGUGUGCCGAGGUACCUAUUGUUAUUAGCAGAGAAAAUAAUGACGUGUCACACAAAAAAUGAGACACACACAUCUUUUCUAUAACUAUAACAUAUAUAUAUGACUAACCACCCGCCUUAUUUUACAGAGGUCUUGCCAACGACAACAUCAAUUUCUCAUCAACCAGUACGUUUCUCACCAAAUCACCAUUAUGCAUCCACCAUAUGCAGCUGCUGGUCAGUUUUGUUUUUUUUAGAAAAUGUUUUUCAAUUUUUCCGCAUCUGCAUGAUCUACUUCUUGAACUAUCUUUCUUCUAAUCAAAAAUUCAGGACAUUUUCCGAUGCCAAUUCCACCACCAUAUCCAACACCAUAUUUUGGUGGUUCGCCACCUUAUCAAAUUCCACCGCCUGCUGCGCCACCAAUGAUGCCACCUGCAGCUGGAGGAGCUGCUCUGGGAGCUGGUGGUAUGAUAAAAUGGGGGAAUGUUUUUCGGGGGUUCUUGAAUGAAUGGGUAUUCUAGACUAGGCAUGUGAAAAAUCGAUAGUUUUCUAUUAUAAAAUAGUUUUGGAAAUUGAAAAGGAAAUUUGUAAGAAUUUUUUAGAGAAAAUAUAGUUUUUUUCAACUUUACUGCAUGAGAAUGGAAUAUGGGGUUUAUACAACAUAAAAAACGUUUCAGAAAUCGGGUUUCAAAAAAUUGGAGAUCACGUUUCAGAAAUCAUAGAUCUUUGAAAUUUGUUGAAUCAUAGCAUGAAAAUGAAGAGACCAAGUUUGGAAUUUGAAUAUUGAGAAUUUCAACAUUAAAAAUAUUCAAAAAGUGCUAAAUCAAAGUUCGCUGAUACACUUUUCACAAAACAAUUUAGGACUUUCAGAGAAUUUCAAAUACGUUUUCAUAAUUUUUUUUUGAAUUAUCUCAAAAUGUUUUUUUUGUUUAUUCAAAGUUAAAAAAAAUGAAUUUUCAAAAAUUCCGGAAAUUCGAACAACAACACAUUUUUUUUCGUAUCUUGAGAAGUACAUAUAUGUAUCUAAUCAGAUCCCCUUUUCCUCUAAAAAAAUCAACUUUUUCCAGCAGCGAGCCGCAGUUUUUGGCCAUGGUGGAUCUGGCUCCUUUUACUUCUUCUUCUCCUUUUGCUCCUCUGUUGCCUAAUGGCGUUAUGUUUCGCAUUGUGGUGGAAAAAACGACAACAAAAGAAGACCACCACAACAACGUAUGUUUGAUUGGACACAAUUUAUAUGGAACAAAAAACUCUGAUUAUUUUCAGGGUUGCUGUGACUGAUUGCGGAAAAGAAUGCGGUGUUGGAACCGAAAAAGUGGCUGUUCACUGUGUUUCAACUGAUACAAAUGAUAUGGUUAAAGUCCAACCCGCGGUAUGUUUUGUCUAUAAUUUCGAAUGAGUAAAAUAAUCUUUCAGAUUGUGGUUGGUGGGCAUAGUGAAGAAAAUCGCUAUCAUUCACAGAAAAAUCAACAGGAAUAUUCUGAUGAAUACGGUGCAAGUGGUGGAUCUUAUUCAAUCAGAGAAGGACGAGUUCAUGAAAAUUACACCAGAACUAUUCCUUAUGAGUUAGUGUUUGAAAUCUAAAUUUUCGGAUGAUAGAACAUAGUAUUUUCAGCAAUCGCCAAUUCAACGAUCGUCAAAGUUACCGAAACUUCGCUUAUGAACGUGAUAUGGGAAGAGUUGAACCAUUAGAUGGAUAUGAUGAGGUUGAGACUAGAGAACGUACUUAUUGCUUGAGUGAUGAUGAGCAGGAAAUUGUUGAGCGUGAUGUGAAGAGAACUCACACGACAAGAUUUGUGCAAGAAACUAGAGAAUUUGAAAACGAGGAGGAAAGUUAUCGUGGAGACGAACAUCAUCAUGCUACAUACACACAUAGUCUCCCAGUUUGA